This is a messenger RNA of Durotheca rogersii, 4040 nucleotides long. RefSeq lists its product as uncharacterized. The record is from RefSeq and is a predicted model, not a curated record. NCBI's taxonomy places the organism in Eukaryota, Fungi, Ascomycota, Sordariomycetes, Xylariales, Xylariaceae. The transcript has 8 exons. Gene Ontology annotation, biological process: protein deubiquitination. Gene Ontology annotation, cellular component: cytosol; nucleus. The coding region runs from base 564 to 3308 and encodes 914 amino acids.
GAACCUCAACCUAACAUUACCUAAGGUAGGUAAGGUAGGUAAGGUAAGAGCGCUCCAGUGGCAACUGCGCGCUUCCAUGCGCGGGGCGGAGUGGAGUAGACGUCGUCAAGCCGUGGGGCUUUUAUCGGUUGACGAUUGACGUCUGCCAAAGAAGCAUCAUCCACGGUCUCGCUGACCUACAACGCCAGCCAUCAGCAACAGUCGGCGAGGCCUUAGGGCGACUCGUCUGCGCUCCCCUCCCCCCCUCUCUCCUUCUGUCGCGUUUCAGCACCUACAUCUUUUACCAUCUGGUCCUCUGUCUUCGGAUCGACAGCUCUUGUUCGGAUCAUAGUUCCGCGUCUCUAGUCCCCAACGCCACAUUUACCUACCCAAUUGCUCACGCACCGGUGGUAUCAACUCGGCCUGCUACGUCUCAUUCUGAGCUCCCUAUGAUAUAACACAUCCGCGCCCUUUCAAUAUACCCUCGUACCCUUCCCGCCCCGCCAUAGACGUCGUCGAACUUCCAUGCGCUGCCAGACACGGCAUCAUCUCGUUCAACCCCGGGAACUCGGCACCUCUUCAACAUGGCGGUUGUAGACGAGCCGUCCGAGGAAGCCAUUUCCCUCUUCUGCGACAUUACCGGCCUACCUCGAACCGAAGCCAUAACUCGCCUGAAGGUAAACAACAACGAUAUACAGCGAGCCUCAGAGGAGUAUUUUGAGGAUCCAGACCGCCGAAAGUACAAAUGGGACGAGUCGCAGUUCAGCAUGGGCCGACAAGGCGAGGCCGGUGAUGAGGGAAUCUCCUUCAAUGUCCAAGGGCCCGACGAGCUUCCGCCUACCGACUACCAAAACACUGCAGCUCCUACUAGACCGCCAUCGAGGGUCAACAACCGAUCUCCUUUUGGUGCACCCACCAAUGCUGCAGAGGAAGAUGCCCAUCUGAAGCGGGCGCUAGCCGAGUCUGCGGCAGAGUCCGGAAUCCCACCGCCCCAGGAAGUUGGCAUCAUCACCGACGAGUCGAAUCCCAAGUACUUUGGCCCAGCGAACCGAUCCGAGUAUGAGACAGAACAAUGGGCCAUGGUCCCAACCAAGGCAACCGUCGAUACCGCAAAGGCCGAACCGAGUCCGUCUCAGAGGAAGCGAGAUCCCAACGCUCCCGCUUUUCUUUGUCAGACAAAAGAUCACAGGGUCGGCGCUAUCCUAUCUAUUUACCACAAGAUACCACUUGUCAGGAAUAUCCUCCUCCAAUGCGGUCGGCCGGCCCAUAACUAUGGACACAAUUCGGAAUGGUGGAAGGGCCAACCCAUUCUUGCGCACGAACACCUGGCGGCUAUGAAGAGGGGAGAUCUGCUCUGGGGCGACGACGCCCAUCCCGAAUUCGCCGAGGAAUUACACCGUCUGAUGGCCUUCUUAGAUAAUACGGAGAGAAGCUACGGGACCGUCGAUACUCUCGUCGAGACUAAGGCGGUCGAUCCUAAUUACGGCGCCUGGGUGGCCGACGUCGAAGACGCGCUCUUUGACGCGAUCAAAGAAGGAGCCAACGAAAAUCCCGCCUGCGACCUGGCCCCUAUGACGACUAUGGGUGCAGUUGUUUCCUGUGACGAGCCUCACGCUAGUGAAUCUCGGACUGAAGGGGGUCGCAAUGCCGAUAGUUGGGGCGACGAUGAACAGGAUAAUGAACAAGACAACCCCUUCAUUUUCCUAGAUAUCCAAUUAGAGGAAGAGCACUACGAGCUCGUGAAGACGUUGUACGAUGCUUUGGAUCACCUCUUCUGGUCGCACGCGUUAUCACUCGACCAUUCGUUCCCAGAGAAUGCCAAAUUUGCCGUCCUAUCUAAGCCCCCCGAAGUGAUCACGAUUCGACUAGGUAGUUCCGGUCUGGUCGGACCCUGCGAGAUACCACCCGUGCUCUACGCGGAUCGGUACAUGAGCGACCGGAAGCACACCGCGUUGCAUCUCCAGAAACAGCUACGCGCGCUCAAGUCGAUGCAGCGUUUAUGCUGGGCGGCGAUGGAGCUGAAACGACGGUGCCGCGCUGGCGAUUCGUGCGUUAAGCUGCAUGGUCUGGGGCACCCACACGACAACAUCCUUUGCUACUGCGCAAUUAUCGAAUUCUGCAAACAAGGGAUGCAACGUCAAGUCCGGACGGCGCAAUGGCGUUAUUUUUUCGAGCCAUUGGAGAGGGGUGUCGAUAUCAGCCUUACCGACCUCGAAAGCAUCCAGGCGUGGAGCGGGCCCUACACUCUCGAAGCUGACGAGGAAGCAAGGAUGGAGACGUUCAAAAGAAUUAUAGACGGGAGUGAGAGGGAGAUGGAAAAGGUGCUAAAGGAUAUGCAGGAGCUCGACGAGGAGUCGGAGGAGUAUAUCGAGAUGAUGGACGUGGUCCGAAAGCGUCUUACAUGCCAGGAGCACGAGGUGGAUGACGUGUUCGUUUCUCGGUCAACGCCUCAAUAUCGACCCGAAUACUGGAACCCAACACGGAAAUACUCUUUACGUGGCGUUGCCCUUUCGCGUGAAUUAGCAUAUGUGUCUGUCAGGGAAGAGGUCGAAUUGAUGGACAUCGAUGCGGGGGAGCCUAUGUCCAAAGAUCAAUGGUGGAAGAUUGGAUACGCUGCGAGCGACGCCUCUCCGGUCAAAACUGAGAGGGUGACGCUGGAACACGUACUCUGCGAAGCCGAGACGGGAUCCAAAUUCCCCAUCCUCAUCUACGCCUCGGAAGCCGCUAUGGAGGCGAAACCUAUUCCGCUCUCAGACGCCUUACGUAUGUUUGUGCGGGCGGAUAAUCGCUCGUUCCAGCAAGAGCUCGCCCAAGAGCAGCAAAAUCAAGAACCUAACCCGCCACAGCCACAGGACCCGGCCCCGUCGGGCGUCACGGUCGGGAAUCUAUCGUACAUAGCCGUCAGCUCUCCGAGCAAAAGAAAGCACAGCAUUGGCUCAUCGGUGGCAACCGGUGGCAGCUCUCGCGACGACCUCAACGAUGUAGAUUUGACAUUUGACGACCACGACCGGUUUCCAGAUCAGCACAUACCCGACGCCCAUUACCAGACACCCCCCGACGCCAGCGUGCAGUCCACCAAACCGUUAGGCGGCAUCGUCGAAUCCUUGGCGAAGUGCCAAACCGGAGAGGCAGAGUCGAGAGCGGAAUACGGUGGCCAGGAGGGCAUAGGGGCUUUCACGUCCAACCCUCCGGCCCUUAUAAAGUCGCCCGAGAUGCAGGAGCGCGUCGGCGGCUCCACGCCAUUCCUCGCGCGGCCUGGCCCUACGACCCAGAGUGGGCCGGUAGAUAUGAUGGACAUCGAUAUGGAAGUCGACUCGCACGAGGGGUGAUGACAAGACAGGCCGGGCAAGAUAUCUUGGCGAUUCUGUGAAUUUUCAAUAGGGGGGAUAGAAGCUGGACCGACGCGUGCGUACUUAAAAAGACGUGCCUAGCUUGAUCUUUGCUUUCGGGAUACCUAUGUCUGCUACUAGAGGCUACGCACUGUACACUACUCGCUCUUCGGGAUGACAUGAUGAUACCCACGGCAGGAUGCCUAGUAAUAAAAAGAGUCGGACCGACAUUCCACAAGAUGCAACACGAGCUCCGAUGAGGUAGAGGAGUUGAGCUCUUACCAGUCGAUAGUAGUAGCAUGAGAGGGGUUUUCUGGGAGCUAGAAGAUGCCCAUCGGGAUGGGCUAAGUUUCGCGGUUCAACCGCGGGACAUCCAAUCGGUUCUAGCGCUACUCCCUUCAGGCGAACCAUACCUGUAUUAUAGCAUCAUAGGUGUAGACCGAGUUACUGCGGGCUACGGACCAUAGUGAGUUAUUCCCGAAGCUCGGACGGCUGUUCGAUUCUACGAGUGAGGAGGAGAAGGCAAAAAGAAGAAGAGGUAGAAGAAGAAGAGGGGGGUCUCCGGCGUAAAGUAUGACGGGCGUAGCUUCGAGAACAUUCUUGGUGAUGGCUAUACAGUUAAGCCGCUGAAAAGAGAGGGGGCGGGGUUACCGGAGGCAGAAGAAGAGGAACAGGGAACAGGGCAGGGGUUACGGACAUCCGCAAAGACACGGGUAGGUAUGUGCACACGUG